Molecule: messenger RNA, 4217 nt
Organism: Xenopus tropicalis (tropical clawed frog)
Lineage: Eukaryota; Metazoa; Chordata; Amphibia; Anura; Pipidae
Gene: mms22l
Product: MMS22 like, DNA repair protein
Exons: 24
Coding region: 157-3858 (1233 amino acids)
Biological process (GO): replication fork processing; double-strand break repair via homologous recombination
Cellular component (GO): chromosome; nucleus
Source: RefSeq, a predicted model, not a curated record
ACUUUGCUGCAGCCCCAACCAAUGAGAAACUUAUGCACAACCUGAGCGCUUUCUGACUGGUCCCCGCUGUCGUGACGUAAGGCACGAAGGCCGGGAACUAAGGGAAGUAUCAUUCUUGCUGUCUGAAUUUUUCCCGGGAAAGUAGCGGUGGAUGCCAUGACACAGGAUUUCAGUGGCUCCCUUACUCCCCCCUUCUCCCCAUAUUUACCGGAUCUAUUAGUGGAUGAAACAUGCAGGGCUCCCCGCUUCUCCUGUGCCCCAACCAGCUGCUCGGGGAAUGGCAAUACAUUUUCCUCAUCGUCGUAUUUAUCAAGUGGCUCAUUGAAAAGGCUUCUGUUGAGACUUGACCCCUCUCCGACUGAUUAUGAGUCUGAUACCGUGGAGAUUUUUGACUUCCCGUGGGUGGCUGAAACUGCUCUGGUUGAAUCAACUGAUCUUCUCUUUGGAUUGUUUAGGCAGAAACUUGAUAUUUUGGAAAACUUGUGCCAACCUCUCUCACUGGACCCUGGACAAUUAAGUAACAUUCACAUUGAGGCUGAGGAAAUAAGAAGCCAGUGUGUCCAGUUCUUGCAUUAUGUCAAAGUGUUUAUUUACAGAUUUCUUGAUCCACCCCAAAAAAUGGACACUAUCCCAGUUCACCCUUAUGAGGAACUGGAAGCCCAACUUCCCUCUAAGUUAAUAGAAGAACUUCAUGGUUUAAGGCUGUAUCUUGGACACCUCUGUGAACUCCCAAACAAUAUUCAGGCAGCUCUUCAGCUCCAGCAUCAUGGAAAGGUCUUGCCAGCAUCCUGGCACUUACUCCACCUUCACUUUGAUGUUCAUUGGUCCAUCUUAGAAAUUCUUCAGAUUUUGGGAGAUAAGAUGCAAGGACAAAUUGUAUAUGCACACGAGUAUAUUAACUUGAUUGGAGAAAACUUGACUAACGUGAGUCUGAUUGAAGAGCUCUGCGAAGACUUGCUGUGCGAUCUGAUUUAUUAUGCAGCAAAUAGAUAUGCUCAGGUACGUCCAUCGGAAGCUUUAAAUGAUCAAAUCUACCACUGUAUUUGUGUUAAAGAAAUGUGGAUUUUACUGCUUCAGCUUCUUGAUCAUAGAAGUAAAGGAUCUUCUUCUGAGAGUUUUUGGAUCCGAGUUAAUAAACUAUUGAAAAGCCUUAAUCAGGGUUCCAACAGUAUGGAAUCCCAUCGCAUUUCAAAAACAGUGCAAUGUAAAGACCCUUUAGGACUAAGCUGGUGGCUUAUUGCACACCUCUCACCGCUGUAUACAUUUGAUCGGAAUGGGAAUCGGGAAGAAGCAGUCCAGAUAUCAUCAAACUGGAAAUUUAUUGAAGACCUUCUUAAGAAGUCAAGUGAUGCACAGAAUGGUGUGCGUGAGGAUGAGCUUCGAAUGCAUCUGCAGUGCUGCUUGUCUUUAUGUGACAUCUGGGAGUCGAACCUUACUGCUGGAACCAUACUGUGGGAAUAUUUUAGCAAAAAUCUGAACAGUUCUUUUACCAUCCGCUGGCUAGGUUUACAAACAUUGGCAUGUGUCAGUAAAAGCCCUUGUUCUAUGCUGGAGGUGGUGAGGAGCUGCUGCACUGAUAAGCCCUCUCUUGACCUGUAUAAGUCUGAUAACAGCUACCUAAUUUUCCUGAGGAUUUUGGCUCGACUGAUGAAAAAAGACAAAGAAAGCCGUGGUGCCCAUCCUUGGAAGCAGAUUAAAGGAAGAAUUUAUUCCAAAUUCCACCAGAAAAAAAUGCAGGAGCUUACAGAGGUUGGACUACAGCACUUUUUCAUUCUUUUCCUAUUACUGGCAAUUGUGGCAGACACCGAGGAUGUUGCUAGUCGUGUUAUAGACCUUUUACAGUUUUUAGUCCCCGGCCAUCUCAGUACUUCCCAGCGGGCUCUUCUGUGGAGGGGUAAUUUUGCAUUUCUUUUGAUAUACGUGGAAAAAAACAUGGACAUAAGUGCUCUUGCAGAAAAGCUUUCUCACAGUUUCCGAGAAACUGCCAAGGAGUUCUUGGUGACAAAGGGCGAUUUUGGACAAAAACACACACUCUGGACACUGCUUUCCACAUAUGUUGAUGGUGUACAAGAGGUAUUUGAAACCAGCCACAACCUUCAGCUUUCUGAAGAAAAACUUUUGAAUGAUGGCUUUAGCAUGAUGUUGCCAGCUUGUAGAGAGUCAGAGUUAUGUUCUGUCCUAAAUUUCUUGCAAACUGCUGUAGCAAGACUCCGUAACAUCCAUAGCCGAUCUAUACAAGGACCCGGGAAUAACAGCAGCCAUGCGCAGACCUUGUUAGUGGUAAAAGAGCACCAUCUAGCUGUGGCCAAUGGUCUCUGGAGAAAUUUCUUCCCCUUCUUGAAGAACUUGAGGCUUUCACAGACACCCCCAUCCCAGCUCGCAGACACCGCUGCAGGCUACACUUUGUUGGCUUUGGCCAUGCCUAACAGCGCCCCUCCGGAGCUCCAGCCCCAGCCUUUUGUGUCGAUGUUUCAGCUGUUUGGAUGGGAUGACAUGAUUACACCUCAACUGGUGUCCCGAUAUCUGAACCACGUGCUGCCAAACGGUGAAUUUAUGGAUGCUUUCAGUGGCAUUGGAUACUCCUCUUUCCAAGCACUGUCUGUUCGUACCUGGAUUCGAUGUGUCCUGCAAAUCUAUAUUGACCAGCCUGGGGGAACAGACUCUGAACAGAAGAGCUCAAUCAUGGAGCAGCUUGGAGAAUUAACUCGACUUGUGUUCAGACUCCCAGAAGUUGAAAACCUCUUAUCCAAAGGGCAGGUGUUACCUCUGUCUUACAAACAAGAUCCCAGGAGCGCGCUGCUACAGUUCAUCAAAGCAGCCGGGGUAAUGUAUGGCAGGCUGCAGACUCUGGCAGAAAAGUCGGCCAUGGUUUCAAAAUGUCAGGAGUACCUGGGAGAUGUUCUAAAGUAUAUUAAGCCAUAUCUUACCAAGAAAGGCCCCCCUGAAGGUUUGCAAAUCACUUACAGGACUAUAGGAUGCCUGGUGAGGUAUUGGGCAUUGAUGCUCGCUACUUCCAAAGCACAGCAGCUACUGUUCCGUAUCAUUGAUUUCCUGCUUUUGCCACAUGCUUUGUUUCAUCAAGAUAAGAAUUUGCCGCCAGCCAUGCUCUCCAAUAUCCGCGAAAGUCUGCCCCAAUUUCUACAGGGUUUGUCCAUAAUAUCCCGUCAGUCUCAAGCACAAGGUGCCUAUGUAAAGCAGCAGCUGAGAACGAUUGUUCAGCAAUAUUUUGGGCGAUUUCUCCCUAGUGUUCCCUCUGCUGGAGCAGGUGGGAAUCAUCCUAUGCUGUUAGCAUUGAGUGAUACUCUGGAGAGCCAGCACUCUGUACAUCUCAGAAGGAUAAUAAUGCAAGUCUUAAGUGAAAACUACCUCCAGUUCAGAGGUAACGCUCCCCCACCUCGCCUGGCCUCUGUCUUGUCUUUCAUCUUUGAUGCUUUAAACAAAAGCAAAAAUAUUGAUACAUUUGAUGCAGAGGCUCUUCUUCCGUCUGUGCUUAAAUGCUUGAUACUGGUCAAUGAGCCACAGGUGAGAAAACUUUCUGCAGAGGUUCUACAGUGUAUAAUAGAAAACUGCCAAUCUGACCAGACAGGGGAAACUGCAACUACGCUUGCUUCUGUUUUAAGGAAGUUUAUCCAAGAGAACAGUUUGUUGUAUGACCAGCAUAUUUUUGGCAUUCUGGAAACCAUAUCUGUGCUAGAUCAGCCUCUUGUUAUCAGCUUGAUUCCCACAAUCACUCAAAGUCUAAUGGACUCAGAACAUAAGCGUGGGCUGGGCAGAAAUGCUUCUUCAAGGGCGGCUUACAGAAGAUUGCUGUCACUUUUAGGAGAACAGGGGCAAGCAGCAUUGCAGACGUUGGAUUGAUUAAAAUGGUCCCUUUAAUGUUCUCUCAGCACCAGUGAAUGGUUAACAAACCAAGUUUGGCUGCCUAACCAGAGACCCAAAAUCCUCUCCCAUAAAGCUCCUACUGACAUCUAAAACAUGAAUCUUCUGUCAGACACAUCUCCAUUUGGUCUUCAAAUGCUGCACUUGGUUAUUUAUAACCCAACAUCAUCCCCCCAUAACUUGAAUACUGGGCUCUUUUAUAUUUUAUGUAAGAAAGGUUCUAUUCCUUGUAGCCAUUCUCUUGUUUAAAAAAAAAAAUCUGCUAUAUUGUAAAUAUUUUUGUACAUUAAAAUAUUCCAUGUAGCCUUUAUAUCUUUAUAAACAUUGUUUGCUCAGUG